Molecule: messenger RNA, 2655 nt
Organism: Macadamia integrifolia
Lineage: Eukaryota; Viridiplantae; Streptophyta; Magnoliopsida; Proteales; Proteaceae
Product: putative pentatricopeptide repeat-containing protein At3g05240
Exons: 1
Coding region: 260-1927 (555 amino acids)
Biological process (GO): RNA modification
Molecular function (GO): RNA binding; protein binding
Source: RefSeq, a predicted model, not a curated record
UUCAGAAUCGGGAUCCAUCACAUGAUUCCGGUCCGAAUCAAUCCGAUUCAGAUUUUUGAUUAAUUUUCCCACUGAAAUGGGAACACCAAAAUCCAUCGGAUGGCACUUCAAACCUGCUUGGUGGAACAACGAACUUUGAAGGGAGCUCUGUGAUUUUUCCCUGAUUCCCUUAUUAAUCAAAAAAUCAUCUUCAGCUUUUCCCGCAAGUUCAAUUACAAAUCACCAUCACUCACUGAUGCGCUUCUAGCAAACGACGAACAUGAGGGUAGGAUUCGGCGAAAUCCUCCUUUUGCUAGAAAGAUGCAAAAGCAUGAGGGAGCUGAAACAGAUACAUGGGUUGAUGAUCACCGCAACACUCAUCAGAGAUAUCAUCUCAUUAAGUAGGCUCGUCGAUUUCUGCGCAAACUCCGACUCCGGCGAUCCUGAUUACGCUGCGUUGGUUUUCCUUCAGAUAGACCGUCCCAGUGUCUACAUAUGGAACUCCUUGAUCAAAGGGAGCUCUAACAGAAACAACCCAGAUGAAGCAUUGUCCAUGUACAGGAAAAUGCAGCGACGAGGGUAUUCCCCUGACCACUUCACCUUCCCCUUCGUGCUCAAAGCUUGUGCCUUGAACAGAGAUCGAAAUUAUGGAAUGUGUGUUCAUGAUCGCAUUGUUAAAACUGGGUUUGAGUCGGAUUUGUAUGCUUCGAUUAGCUUGAUACACAUGUACGCAUCAUGUACUGAUAUGGAAGCCAGUGAACAACUGUUUGAGAAAAUUCCUAAGUGGAAUGUGGUGUCUUGGACUACCCUCAUUUCUGGUUAUGUAAACAAUAAUCAAGCUGGUAAAGCUGUGAGGGUGUUUAAGGAGAUGGAGCUUCAGGGAGUCCAACCUAAUGAGAUCACCAUGGUGAACGCCUUAGUAGCCUGUGCACAAGCAAGGGAUUUAGAAACUGGAAGAUGGGUCCAUCAACGUGUCCGUGAAAAUUCGAAUGUUAUUCUUUCAGCCGCCAUAGUAGAUAUGUAUGCAAAAUGUGGUAGCUUAAAGGUUGCUAGGGAUUUGUUUGAUAAAAUGCCUCAGAGAAAUGUUGUCGUUUGGAAUGCCAUGAUUGGUGCUUACACCCAGUAUGAACGUUCAAAAGAAGCUUUAAGUCUCUUUGCAGAUAUGCAAAAUGCAGGGUUAACUCCAGACGAGACCACCUUAUUGAGUGUACUAGGUGCUUGUGCUCACCAUGGAGCCCUGAGUCUAGGUCAAGGAAUUCAUGCUUAUAUCGAGAAGACCCACAUUGGCAAUGUUAUUAUUGGGACUUCCCUGAUGAACAUGUAUGCCAAAACAGGAGAAACACAGAGUGGAAUCCAGAUCUUUAAUGGGUUAGAGAAGAAGGAUGUGACAGCAUGGACUAGUAUGAUCAUAGGUAUGGCCAUGCACGGCCGUGGUAGAGAAGCAUUGACUCUUUUUAAAGUGAUGCUAAGGGAUAAAGAUGUUACUCCCGAUCACGUCACCUUCAUUGGUGUUCUGUGCGCAUGUAGUCAUGCAGGAUUGGUUAAGGAGGGCGAAGAACACUUUAAUUCAAUGAGGAAAGUGUAUGGUAUAACGCCCACAGGUCAACAUUACGGCUGCAUGGUGGAUCUUCUGAGCAGAGCUGGCCAUUUGACAGAGGCAGAGAGGUUAGUGAAAUCAAUGCCGAUUGAACCCAAUAUCGCGAUAUGGGGUGCCCUUCUGAAUGGUUGCGAGGUGCAUAAUGAUUUCAAUUUAGCUGACAGAGUAGGAAAUCACAUACUCCAAUUCAAGCCUCAGGGAGGUGGUGUUUAUGUUCUUCUUUCAAACAUAUAUGCCAAGGCAGGAAGGUGGCAGGAAGUAAUGAUGGCUAGAGAGGUAAUGAGACUAAAAGGACUCGGGAAAACUCAUGGGUGCAGCUAUAUUGAGGCCAAAAGAACCCUAACCAUUUGAAUUCCCAGGAUUAUCAAAACGGAACCUUCAAACAGGUUACCAUUUGCUUUGUAAUCAGUUAGAUAAUAGAGCUUCUGCUUCUCCUUCGACUCAGCUCAAGGAACUUGUCGCAACAUACCAGCUUUGGUGUGGAAGAGAAUUUGGCCGUCUAACACCAUCCCAAAUUUCAGAAAUUUCUUGUGGCAUGCUUGCCCUGAUAGUCUUGCUACUGAGGUGGGUCUUGCUUCUUGUCAUGCUCCAAUUGAUCCACAGUGCCAGCGUUGUGGAGGAGUUGCAGAAAUGGAAGACCAUAUUUAGAUUAUCCCUUUGCCAGGCCAAGAACACUUUCAUAUGGAGAAUCUGCCCCACAUCAUUCAGAAUUGGGGAUCUGUCAUCAGCUCUUCAAGGUGAAGCUACGGUUAUGAGGGCAGGGAUGCUUCAAGGCUUAUCAGAAGGAUUUGAGCUCCUUGAAGUGGAAUCAGAUGACAAAGAAUUGAUGUCUUUCCUCAAUUAUACAAACCAUUCUCUGCUCUUAGAGGUGAUCAACAUUGUACAGGAUACCACCCAUAUAGCCUCUUAUUUCGGGUCUUGUUUAUUUUACCACAUUUCCAAGGAAAUUAACAGAGUAGCUGACUCUCUUUCUAGUGGGUGUUGGACAAAUUGGCACAAUUCCUCUUCUGGGUUGUUUGAGUUAUGUAAUUUGGAUGCCUUGCUUUUUUGACCUCUAGUUUAUAAACAUCUCUUCCCUA